UCAUAUUGGACACACGUCUACACUUCCCCAAGUUUUUGUUUAUUUCCCGUCGAAGCUCGCGGGGUCAAUGACACGCGUGUCAAAAUGCUAAGUUCUAUUAAAGUUUACAAUUUUAAUUUAAUGGGAAUCAAAUGAGUGGGACAUAUUCAGUGUUUCAUUAAAUUUUUAAUUCGUUUUUUUAUUGUUACGUAAAACAUAACUCAGAGACUUAUAAUUUGAAAUAUCAUAAAAUUUUACGACUAUCAAUAUGCGAACUAAAAUUAUUUUCAUAUUAUUAUGCCUCACUCCGAUGAUUCUAUCAAAAGUUAGAAGAUAUUCGCGCUUGCAAUCAGAACCGUUAUCAAAGACGAGAUGCGAUUUGGUUUGCUACGAUGCAAGAAAGGAAGAUAAGGUUCAGUGUCGCUCAACAUGUCGAUCACAAGAGAGGAAGCCGGGCACUUGUCCGAGCACAGACCACCCUCGGUGGGUAGCGGCAUGCAUAGAGGCAUGCAACAGUGAUGCGCAGUGCGACGGAACGCAGCGGUGCUGUAGACAUGGCUGCAGCUCUGCGUGCAAUGAACCAAUCGACCUUCUAACCUUAGCUGGUCUCCCAGCUUUACCGACACUGGACGAAAUAAAAGAAAGGCGUCGCUCAGUGAUCAUCCAAUGGUCAGACGGUGUCGGUGACGCAGCUCGUACUGUGCCCGGUAGAGUCCUCUAUCUGCUGGAAGAGCAACAUCAUUUAGGUCCUAAGUACGAGGAGGCUGGCCUAGGCGAAUGGAACCUUCUUAUGAGAACUAACAAGACAAAGGUAUCUCUCCGUAACCAUUUGAAACCUGGUCGAUGGUACCGGUUUAGAGUGGCAGCGGUCAGUGCGUCAGGGACUCGAGGGUUUUCCGAACCCAGCGCACCGUUUACUCCGCGAAAAGGGCCGAGACCGCCUCCCGCGCCAAAGAAACUCAAAGUGCAACGGAUCAAUUCUGAAAAUGGGAACGUGACAAUAAAAUUGGAAUGGAAGGAACCACGCUCAGAUCUACCAAUCAUGCGUUACAAAGUUUUCUGGAGUAGAAGAGUACGCGGACUGGGCAGAGAACUGGAUUCGGUCCUAGUUAAUCAUCAGAGUGUACCAAAGGAAACUUCGUUUGAUAUCUACGAGUUAGAUUAUAACUGCAGUUACCUAGUAAGCAUUAACAAGACAAGAAAUGCUAAAACCGAUGACUCCAAUAUUGUUAUAACAGUCCCUGACUGCGAAUAUUUUAAAAGAAAAGUAAACAGUACUGUCAUACGAUGUAAUCCAUGA
Papilio xuthus (Asian swallowtail) is the source of this 1279-nucleotide messenger RNA. It is a transcript of the gene Kal1, whose product is annotated as anosmin-1 Kallmann syndrome 1. Gene Ontology annotation, molecular function: peptidase inhibitor activity; protein binding. Lineage: Eukaryota; Metazoa; Arthropoda; Insecta; Lepidoptera; Papilionidae. Gene Ontology annotation, biological process: neuron differentiation. Bases 248 to 1279 code for a protein of 343 amino acids. The transcript has 7 exons. Gene Ontology annotation, cellular component: extracellular region; cell surface. The record is from RefSeq and is a predicted model, not a curated record.